GCGGCGGGAAGGGCCGCCCGGCCGGCAAUCGCGGUUUCUCGGCGGCCGCGGCUUUCCGAGAGCCCGGGCCCUGUGGGCACCGUAGGGGAAACAGAGUGGCGGCAGGAGCCGUCCCUGGCCUGCGGGGUCAGUCAGGCUCGUGGCUGAAGGACUUCUUCAUCUUCUUCCACAGGCCCUGGAAGUUAAACCCCCGCCUCAUCCCACGUGUGGUCUAUCCCCAUCCCUCUGGGAUCUCCCGCCUUCCUAGGAAGCUAUGGAUACCUCGACGCCUUUACCUCCAGUACCCCCGUCCCCGAUCUGCAACCCGGCCCCAAGGACCAUCCAGAUCGAGUUCCCUCAGCAUAGCUCAUUGCUGCUGGAAGCCCUGAACCGUCACAGGCUAGAGGGAAAGUUCUGUGAUGUGUCCCUCCUGGUGCAAGGACGGGAACUUAGGGCUCACAAAGCAGUGUUGGCUGCCGCCUCUCCUUACUUCCACGACAAACUUCUUCUGGGGGAUGCACCACGUCUCACUCUGCCCAGCGUCAUUGAAGCUGAUGCCUUCGAGGGGCUUCUCCAGCUCAUUUAUUCAGGGCGUCUCCGCCUGCCACUGGAUGCUCUCCCUGCCCACCUCCUUGUGGCCAGUGGCCUCCAGAUGUGGCAAGUAGUAGAUCAGUGUUCAGAGAUUCUUAGAGAAUUAGAUUCCUCAGGUGGUGGAAUUUCAACCCGUGGAGUGACCCCUUAUCACACACUUCUUUCUACCACAUCCUCAACAGGAGGUUGGUGCAUUCGCUCUUCCCCUUUCCAGACUCCUGUGCAGUCUUCUGUUACUGAGAGCCCUGUUGGAGGGGAGGGGAGUGAACUGGGAGAUGUGUUACAGAUUCAAGUUGAAGAAGAGGAGGAGGAGGAGGAAGAUGAGGAUGAGGAAGACCAGGGGUCAGCAGCACUCUCUCAGGCUCCUCAACCUCCGAGAAUAUCAGGGGUUCCCCGCCCUCAUGCAUCCCACCCACUGCCCCUAUCCACUACUCCCCGUAGGCUUCCAGAGGAUGAGAGUGUGCCACUUGAACCUCCUGCCCCUCCAACUGCACUGCCCCCCAAAAUCCUUUACAUUAAGCAAGAACCUUUUGAGCCUAAGGAGGAGAUAUCAGGAGGUGGAACUCAGGCUGGAGGAGUAAAGGAGGAGACCAAAGUGUUUCCUGGAGGGGACACUGAAGGGAAUAAAGAACUAGGGUUCUUGCUGCCCGCAGGCACAGGGGCAACAUCUGGAGGAGGAGGUCCAUCUUGGAAACCAGUGGAUCUUCAUGGGAAUGAAAUCCUUUCUGGGGGUGGAGGACCUGGGGGAGCAGGGCAAGCUGUGCAUGGGCCUGUGAAGCUAGGGGGGGCACCCCCUGCAGAUGGAAAACGCUUUGGUUGCUUGUGUGGGAAGCGGUUUGCAGUGAAGCCAAAGCGUGACCGACAUAUCAUGCUGACUUUCAGCCUUCGGCCUUUUGGCUGUGGCAUCUGUAACAAGCGCUUUAAGCUGAAGCACCAUCUGACAGAGCAUAUGAAGACCCAUGCUGGAGCCCUGCAUGCCUGUCCCCACUGUGGUCGUCGAUUCCGAGUCCAUGCCUGUUUCCUUCGCCACCGGGACCUAUGCAAGGGCCAGGGCUGGGCCACUGCUCACUGGACUUAUAAGUGACUACUGAGGCCAUAAACGAACUUCUAGGACAAGAGAGCCACUGCUGCUGAUGGAUACCUACCCCUCACUAGCAUAGCACCCCAAUCCUGGAUUUUGUAGUCAUGCCAAGAGGAUAGAUAUGUCAUGGAUCUCUUGUUCUUGGGUGUGGGCCUCAACCUGGCAGAUUUGGAAACUCAGAUUUCUUAUCUCAUUACAGGUUUUUACUAAUUACCAUACAGAAAAGUGGUUUACAGGCCAUAUGUAAAUUGGUCACUUGCCCGUAAUAGACCUUCUUUUUCAUACAGUAAACCAGAUUUCAAAUCAAGAAGUUUAUUUGAAGAGAAAGAGCAAAAAGACAUAAGAUAAAUGUUUCAUUCAGUCUUCUUGAGUUAAAGGAGCUGGUCUCCAUCUAGACGUAUGUUUGAUUCAGGGUUCUAGUAAUUCAGAGACUAAGCUCUAAGCUUUUGUUUCCCUCAUCGCUGAAAUAUGAACAGAGUUCUUUUUACAUGUUUUCCUUUUCAUAUCUUUCCAGAAGCCCCUCAGAUCAUAACUUGCUUUCUCACCAGUAGACCUUCCCAACACCUUUAUUUUUAUGUUGUAGCUGAGCACUUUAACAAAUUGAGUAUUCCGUGUAUCAUUCCUAGAAUCGAGAAUAUUCCCUCAACAGCCUGUGCCUCUUGUCUGCCUUUGACCACCACUGAUCAUGUAUUGAUCACAGUGACUGGAAUGUGACCAGAGAACUCAGGAGAUGGCCACUGACCUAAAAUGCUCUCAAGGUAGCACUACAGCUCUGAGCAAGUGGCCUAGGUCAGAGGGACUCAGGGCUGAGAGGACACAUACUGAAGGCGCAGUGGGACCAUAUUCCCUCCCUUUCCAUCCCCACCCACACAUGACAGCCCCUUGGUUGAGAGGUAAAAGGGCAAUUUCAGAAUGAGAAGGUAGUUGCAGGUUACUUAAUUUCUUCAAAUAACUUUGCCUUGAAAUCUAAGCUGACAGUGGACUAGAUUGAGUAAUUUAUGUGGGAAAGACAUGAAAACAAUUGCAAAGACUUGGAUGUAUUCCUUAUGCAACUGGGUUAUGUCGAUAAGGGAAGAAUGGAAUGGUUUCACACUGGUGCAGAGAAAACGACUUCAGUGGGCCAGAUUCCAGGUCAGGACCUGGCAUUGAAUAACCUCUGGUAAGUUACCUUAUCUUUUAGAGUCUGAACUGUUAACUUUUUUUUUUUUUUUUUUUUUUUGGUGGGGUGGUAUAUACCUCCUCACUGGUUAUGUCUUUUGUUUAAAUGGCUUGGUUCACAUGCUCUUUACCUAUACGUCUCUGACUUCAUGUAUUAUGUAUAAUGUUUGGUUGUUUGGUUUAUUCUACAAACAUUUAGUGCAAAGCACUGUGCUAUACCCUAAUUUAUACCCUGCCCUCAAGGACUUCACAACUACUACUGAAGCUAAACAAAUUAAGACAAUGUAGCAUGAUAAGUCCAUAAUAGUGGGCAGUACAAGCUACUGUAGAGGCACAAAGGAAGCUGAGCAAAGACCUGUUAUAGGUCAGCAGAGGUUUCACAAAGAAUUCCUCUGUGUGCCAGAGUACAGCAGUGGGUGUGGGUAGCUGAACUGAUGUGGAAAUGGUGAACAUGAGUUGAAGCCACAACUUCACUGUCAGGAGUGAUAGCCUUCCCCAUAGCAAGUUCCUCAAAAGUUACUAGGUAUGAUACCCAGAAGAGACUGAAAAAUGUGACUUUAUGGCUGAGAAGGUGAAUUGUAGCUGGGAUCUAUCAGCCCAUGAAUAGCCUUGCUGCGGUACCAUCCCCAUGGUAAGGCUAUGAACACACAGGAAAAGGAGUCAGGGAGCAAGGCUGCCAGUCUUUGAUCUUCUGCAGUCCCACUCACAUGCCAUUCUUCCAACACAUUCUGUAGGUGGCUAUAUCUGUUGGCUAGGAUCCUUUGGUUGCAAGCAAUGAAGGUUGGUUCUGACUAACCUUAUCAAAAGAGGAAUCAAUGGAUGGAUGUGGGGUGGCUCCUGGAAUGGAAGAAAGGGGUGAAGGACCAGACUUGGGAAAGACAAGACCUGGGUCAGAUGUGGGGGUCCGGGGAGCAAGAAUUGGGGAAUAUCUUCAAGUCAUAUGUUUCGGGAUAAUGACCCAGUCAUUCUUAUUUCUUGUGUCACUCAAGAUAAAAUUUCGCAGAUGAGAACCCUGAGCCUCAGGUUCACCCCCUGGCCUGAGUACCUUGAUCAUGUGUUGCACUGAGGCAACAAUGUGGGUGUGGAAUCCUCAAGGGGAAAUUGAAGUCCUGGGAUAGAAUAGUGGGGAAUGGAUGCUGGCCAGACCACAGGAACAGGCUUACCACAGACAGUCUCCACAUGCUGCCCAUCUUGGGAUCCUUAAAGCCUCAGGUAUGCCUGGAACUUAAUAGGUGUUCAAGAUAUGUUGAAUCUGCCUAACUUCCACCUCUGUCCUUUGAACUUAAGACAGAAUUGCUUCCUUCCUCUCUUAAUCCCUAUAGCACUUUGUUAUUACUCUAUAAAGCCAAUUAAAACACCAUGUUAGAGUUUUAUUUAAAAAAUUAUUAUACAGAAAACAAUUUCCACGAUGAAAGGUUUUGGUUUAAACAAACUGAAAUGUGUACCUUUCUGCCCCUGUUGUUUCCUCCUCGUAGUGGAAGAAAUAUCCCUUCUAUCGUUGAAGGCUAGCCCCUUCCCAGAACCUUUGCUCUUUUAAUUAUCCCCCUCUGUCCUGUAUCUUCACUCUGUAGUUCCUCAUUUGCAGUUAAUCAUGCUCAUAGGUUGUGAGAAUACGUGUAAAAUGCUUAGAACAGUGCCAUGUAUUAAGUAAAUUCAGUAAAUGUUAGCUCUUGUUAUGAAAGAACAUUAGUCAGUUACCCACAUCUUUACUGGGAUCAGUUCUUUCAGGGAGGGAUCAUUUACAUGAAAGGAAAGUAUUUUCAACUAAAAGGGAAAUGAGGCAUAAAACGCUCAGUAAGGAUUAGAUAUUGUCAUUGUUAUUAUUACCUUUCUCAUAAAUGCUAGAGUUCUUUUCACCUAACUUUAUACACUCCUGGAUGAUUUUUAUCCACUUUUCUGAGUUAAACCAUUUAAAUACUGAUGACCUUUAAGUUUAUAACUCCAGUUUUCCUGACUCCCAAACCCACUUCGAUUUCUCCCUUCUUUCCUUCCUUCAACAAUAAGUGCCUCUGUACCAGUAGCAGGCACUGAUUAAAAGAGCAGAAGGUA
Molecule: messenger RNA, 4858 nt
Organism: Pteropus alecto (black flying fox)
Lineage: Eukaryota; Metazoa; Chordata; Mammalia; Chiroptera; Pteropodidae
Gene: ZBTB9
Product: zinc finger and BTB domain containing 9
Exons: 2
Coding region: 254-1654 (466 amino acids)
Biological process (GO): regulation of transcription by RNA polymerase II
Molecular function (GO): RNA polymerase II cis-regulatory region sequence-specific DNA binding; protein binding; DNA-binding transcription factor activity, RNA polymerase II-specific
Source: RefSeq, a predicted model, not a curated record